Molecule: messenger RNA, 423 nt
Organism: Phanerochaete carnosa HHB-10118-sp
Lineage: Eukaryota; Fungi; Basidiomycota; Agaricomycetes; Polyporales; Phanerochaetaceae
Exons: 1
Coding region: 1-423 (140 amino acids)
Source: RefSeq, a predicted model, not a curated record
AUGUCCAACUUGCUAAGAUCCAAUAUUUUAGACUCUUACCGGCUCUUCAAUGGAGCUCCUAAAAUCCUGAUGCGCUGGAGGGAUGCCCUACAUCCGAUCAGCAGCGUGCGCAGCACGGCAGACCCUGCCGUGCUGCGUAUGCCGCCGCCCGCUCCCGCAUCGCUCGCUCUUUCAACAUCAGUGUUCACCUCUCGCACUCCCCCAUCUCUCUGCUUGCCUUUCGCUCACCACAGGCAUACACCGACAGCGCCGGGCGAGGGUGCGUCUGACACAGAGCGGCCGUCGCGCUUGCACGCGAAGCUGAACACGUUAUCAUUGGGGCUGCCCGACGCCAUCGGGUCCGAUAUCGAGUGGUGGGACAAAAUCAAAUCCGAGAAACGCUACGGCUUGGGCGCGGGCGCACGUGAGGACGAGAACGAGUGA